UUCCAGAAUCAACAAACACAUAUAUAAAUAUAACUAAUUUGUUUAUGUCAUCUUAUAUUAAUAUUGUUCUACAAAGAAGAUGAGGAGUCGGAGCAAAAGUUGCAAUAUUCUCAAGUGGCUCGGUGGAGGAGAGCCAACAUGCAGAGUUUGGUGGUGCAUUCACUGGCCAUGAGGCAGCUUGGAAGGUUGAACCCCCGUCAUCUGCUGGCUGCUGGAUAUGGACUGAGGCAUACUGAAUGGUGUCCCAGGUCCAUCCAUACACGGCAGUUGUGGGGCUGCUCGGCGUUCCCGGCACUCAGCUGUCACAGGCACGCUCUCCGUGGCAGAGAUGCUGUCAGAAGUUGGUCCAUCCAACACCUGAGGUUCAAAAGCAAGAAGAAAAAAGGUGCUGCUAGAGCAACACAUGAAGGGGAGGAAGAUGAAGAUGAAAGGGACCACGAGGACAGCGAUUAUGAAGAUGAGGUGGACCCAGAUGUACCAAAAGACUAUAAAGACAUGGAGAAAUAUGUGCAGUCCCUCCGUUAUGAUGUCAUCAUGAAAGCUGGCCUGGACUUAGCGCGCAAUAAAAUUGAUGAUGCCUUCUACGACAGCAAGCUCAGACUAAAUGGACAGAAACUCAUCAAGAAAAGUAAAACGGUGAAAGUUGGGGACACAUUGGACGUGGUGCUGUUGGAGAAUGAAGAAACAAACACUGUCACUCUGAUGAGAGUCACCCUCAAAAGGGUGUUUGAGGAAACCAGUAACAAAGACAAGUACAAAGUUGCCUUAAGGCGAUGGAAACAUUUAGAGCUUUCUAAGGAUGAGGCCUUUAAGCCAUGAACUUGAAUAGGACAGUAUGGACUGUAAUACCAUUGGCCACUCAAGGCCGAAACAGAGAGAAUUGGAUGCCACUUAAAAGGUAUUUGUCUUAUUUAUCUGUAACAAGCUGGAUCUAGAAUGGAUUAUAAAUGUAUAAUGUAAAGGUUAACCGUUUUCAGUGGUUGUAGACAUUAAGCAGUUGUUUGGGAGAAAGAUGUCGAAUAUUUACCUUUCCCCAAUUUACUGUGAAACUCACAAUAAAGGUGCACUUUGAAGUUUUCAAACUUGGCAAUUAUGUUCUGAUGGUUUGGCUUAUGUACGAGCAUUUCUUGUAACUUUAUGAGUUUGCAUCUGACUCAUUAUUUGGGUAUAUUGUACUUUCCUCUCAUUUUCCCUUGUUAAUACCCGCUGAAUCCGUUUUAUCAAAGCAAAAAUAAAAAAUGUAUGUUGAGUAGAGCAGAAAUGAUUAAUCCAUAAGUUGGGGAG
Messenger RNA from Scomber japonicus (chub mackerel), 1284 nucleotides. RefSeq names its product mitochondrial transcription rescue factor 1 (gene mtres1). Lineage: Eukaryota; Metazoa; Chordata; Actinopteri; Scombriformes; Scombridae. The coding region runs from base 139 to 819 and encodes 226 amino acids. The record is from RefSeq and is a predicted model, not a curated record. The transcript is spliced from 4 exons.